Messenger RNA from Lucilia sericata (common green bottle fly), 8444 nucleotides. RefSeq names its product nuclear pore complex protein Nup153 (gene Nup153). Gene Ontology annotation, cellular component: nuclear pore. The transcript has 8 exons. The record is from RefSeq and is a predicted model, not a curated record. Bases 790 to 6645 code for a protein of 1951 amino acids. Lineage: Eukaryota; Metazoa; Arthropoda; Insecta; Diptera; Calliphoridae. Gene Ontology annotation, molecular function: structural constituent of nuclear pore. Gene Ontology annotation, biological process: RNA export from nucleus; protein import into nucleus.
UCCGCCAUUUCUUCACUACGAUGAAGAAAAAAAGUGUGCUCGUCGUUCACGCGUUUCUUUACUCGUUUAUUCGUGCUUCAUAGAAAAUCCAAAUUUUCACACUUUAUAACUAUAGUUUUAACAAAAAUUCAUUGUUUAACGCAGAGUUUUAACAGUUAUAAUGAAAAUUUAAAGGUGAUCUGUGUAAAAAUCUAAAAAUUUCACAACGAAAUAGUCAAGACAAAAAUCUAUUCACUACGUUCAAAAGGCAAGAAAAAAGUUGAAAUCUAAGUCGUCGAAUAAAAAGAAAAAAAUUGCGAAAGCCAAAUAGUGAUGAGAAAAGAAAUUCGUCUAUAACUGGCGGCUGCAUGUGUUAAAGUGAGAUAGAUCUAUAUAUAGUCGUGUAUAUGCGUGUGUUGAGAACCCAGAGUUCAAACGACAAAGAAGUAGUAGAAGAAAAAAUCAAAAGUUGUGUGUUCGAAGCACCCGCGACUCUCGAGGCUAACGAGUUGAUUGAUAUUUGCCAUUUUUUGUGAUUACUAAAAGUGUAAUUCUUUUUAAAAACAUUACUAAAUAAAUCAGUGCUUAACAUUUCAAGUAUAAUACUAACAAAUACUUUUCAAAGUGAGAAAAGAAAAAAAAAUUGAAAAUCAGAAGACGCCAAGCUCUAGGGGGUGCGUGCAUGCAUGCGUCAAUAACAACCUCGUUGCGGUGUAUGGGAAUUGAAAGAGGUGCUUGUGUUUAAAUUUCAACACAAGCGUUAGUUUGCAACAUUUUACAAUUACGAAAAUUUAUCAUUAGCAGCGUAAAAUGUCGGAAUAUGCACAGGAUGAAAGUAGUAGUCCUCCACGACAUGGAAGUGGCGAUGCAAAUCUAAAUAUCAGUAUGGAAGAUGCUGCUAAUAACUCAAUUAUUGGAAAAGUAAAGUCGCGAGUUUCGAGCAUAUUACCCAAUCGUUUGUCCAAAUGGUUUUCACCAUCUGCAAAAUUACAAAAUGAUUCAUUAAAUGGUAGUAUUUGUGGUUCAAAUACAAAUACUUUGCAAACACGCCGUAGGCGUCGCAUUGAAAUCGAAGAAGAAGAUAAUUACGAGGAUGAUGAGGAUGUACAACGUCCUGGAGAAUAUGAAGAAAAUAAUCAUCGUUUAUACGCUAAGCAGUCGCAAACUCGUGAACGUGAAAUUGAAGUCGAUGAUGAGAAUGAUGACGAUGAUGAAAGCCAAAAUAGUGAUGAAGAAUACAAUAGCAACAAUUUAACUAAACAAACAAGACGAGAUUUAAAUGUUGAAAGACAGCCGCCAGCAAAAAGAUCUCGUCUUAAUAUUGAUGUUCGUGAUAGUCCAUUAAUCACACGACAUCAACCACUUUUAUCAUCUACACCAGCUGUGGCUAGUUCUUAUUUACGUAAUUCUGGUAGCACAGCAUCAGCUUCAAGGUCGUCUUAUCAACGUUAUACAAAUUUGAAUCUUUAUGGAAACCAAAGUAAGAAGGAACCAGCUUUCAACUUUGGCCAACAAAAGGACUCAAAACCAUUUAAUACCGAUAUCAUUGAUUUGAUAUCAAAUCCUUCUUAUGAACAUGAUGAUAAACUAGCAGAAGCUUCUAAUGCAUACGGUGGUAGUCGUACUGGAAUAAGCUCCCGUAAAAGUUUAAAUAUCCCAUCUUCUGCCUCAACAUUAACUAGUGUAGAACGUGUUUAUGCAACUGUGGCUCAUCUUAAGCGUCAGCCUUUGUCAACAGCUAAAGCAGAUUUAUCGACCUCUCACACAGUGGGUAUACCACCUAGGCGUACUUCAACUACUAUACACGAAGUAGAAGAUCAAGAAUCGGAAGAUCAAGAAAAAGUCCAAAGUGGUGAUGGAACCGAGAAACGUGAGGAGCUAUUGGAAUCCAAUGCUAAUACUUGCAAUGGGGGUUCUAAUAACUUUACCGCCAAUAAAAGACAAAAACUAAUAAAUGGUUCGGGCUUGAAGGCUGCAGGAUUGCCCGAAUCAAAUGAAGCUAUUUUAAUUGAUUCCGCUUCAGAAAGUGGUGAAAGUGCAAUGGAUGUAAUGAAAACCAAUUCAUCUAACAAACAACGUAAGACUGGUCUUUUUAACAUGUCAGCUACAGGCGCUACAAAUACUCGUAACAGUAGUCGUACUUCUUCAUUUGGAAAUGGUUUAAAUUUCUAUUCCCACCUUGAGGGACGAAAAUCUUUAUUCAGCGGCCCCAAUCAUGGCAUUUCGAAUCCAUUAAAUAACUCUACAUUAUCUUUAACAUCACUUAAUCGCCGUCAAUUCAACGCCUCAAUCUAUGGUAGUACAUCUGCAUUGAGUGAUAGUCGUUUGUUAAAUACGUUUUCUCCAUUUUACAAGGGAAAAACGACAUACGGUGGAGCAGCAGCUUAUAAUAAAUAUACAGCUGGUGCAGGCGCCAGUUCAGUGCGUAUAACACCCACAUUAAUAAGGCCAACAUCAAGUCUCUCCACACUAUCAUCGAAUACUUCAAUGGGUAACAAUGUUAACACUCAAAUUGGGGACAAUUCAACAAUAUCGUCGACGGCCAAACGUAUAUUGGAUUUGAUUAAUGAUUUUGCCACACCCUUAAGUGAAGCUAAAAAGAUGGCAAGUAGUCUGAAAAGUAAUCCAAACCUACAGAUACCACCACAAGCUAAAGGUCGCUUAAAUGAAAAUGAUUUAAAUGCUUCGAGAGCUAUGCGCUUGUCGCAAGUACGAACACCUUAUACUAGACCGGCUGUAAUACUACAGCCCUCUGGAAAUGCUAGCGGAAGAGGUACAGCGGGCGGUCUCAUGCCACCCAUUAAGGAACUCCAAGUGCCAACAAUGUCUCAAUUGUUGCAAAUGAAGAAAAUUCAAAAUACUACCGAAAAAGCGAGAAAAAUUGCUCAAAACUCUGUAGUAAACAGUGGAACAUCCGAGUACACUUUACCUGAAGUGGCAACCACAAAAACAAAUACCAACAACGACCAGGAUCAACAGAAGCAUACAAACAAAAUAAGGAACAAAGUGACAAACUCAUUGAGACCAUCAGCAGCAGCAAAGGAUUUGCAAGAUGAAGAGCCACCCCCACCCGUAAAUUUACCCAAUAUAGCAUUUCCACUUAUGCAAUCUGUGCCCAAAAUUGAUAUACAAUUAAAUAAACCUUCAGUUACCACCAACAACACCAUUGAGUGUAAAACUUCAAAUGCAGCAAAAACUGAAUCAUCUAAAAUAAACUCAUUUGUAUUUAAUCCUACACCUAUGAAAGCCGCAACACAAACAUCGAUUUCAACAACAGACAGCAAAAAAACACCACCAGUUCCAACUCAAUCACUGAAUACAGUCUCUGCUUCAACACAUAAAACAACCACGAACACUUUUAAAUUUUCUGAACCUUUACAAAUUGUUGGCGUCUCAACACCAACUCAGAGUGUAACUAAAAAUGACAUUGAUAAAUAUAAAUUUAGUCCCCCACUAGAUGUCAUCGUAACACCAACAUCCACAUCCGUAAAACAACACAAUACCCAACCGAAACAGCCUCAACUUAAAGAGGGAUCUUGCUUAGAUGCUCUUAGUAAACCUUUCACCUUGCCACCGACAACACCUAAAACCAAUAUGCCAGAUCAAACAUCUUCAAUAAACGGAUCUCUAAAUGCAUCUUCCGGUUUUGGUAAUCAAUUUAAAAAAUCGUCUAAUGAAUGGGAAUGUGACGCUUGUAUGAUUCGCAACAAAUCAGAUGCUAAUAAAUGUGUGGCUUGUGAAACUCCACGUACGCAAAAGCCCUCAACAAAUCAGCAAUCCAUAAAUACAUCAUUGUCUUUUACUGCAUCAACUACAUCUACAUUUGGCCAACAAUUUAAGAAAUCCUCAAAUGAAUGGGAAUGUGAUGCAUGCAUGAUACGCAAUAAACAAGACGCCACAAAGUGUGUGGCUUGUGAAACACCACGUAAAGGAGCAACGCAGCAAUCAACCACAGCAUUACCACCAAUUAAAAAUUCAUUUGGUGAUGCUUUUAAACCAAAAUCUGGUACAUGGGAAUGUGUAACAUGUAUGAUUUCUAAUAAAAAUGAGGCGAAUGAAUGCAUAGCUUGUCAAACCAAAAAGCCAGGAGCUACGGGAACAACCUCUACCACAACAGCAUCUCCAGCAACACAGUUUAAGUUUGGUUUUAGUGCUGCUGCUGCUGCUGGCACCGGUAUUACAAAUGCUAAUUCAAAUGCGGAUGCUGGUUUCAAAACAUUGGCAGCUCAGCAAAAAGCUUCUAAAUGGGAAUGUGAUGCUUGUAUGACUCGCAAUGAUGCCAAUCGCACAAAAUGUGCUUGUUGUGAGCAACCUAAGCCAGGAGCAACAAGCGCAGAACCAACCAAUUCGUCAUCAACUAAAUUUCAGUUUGGAGCUACUGCAGCAUCCAAAUUUAGUUUUGGUUUUAGUACUGGAGCCAAUGCACCUAAAGAAGACGAUUUAAGGAAAGGUUUGGCUAGUAAAACAGAAGAUAAUACAAAACCAGCAUCAGUGCCGGCACAAGGUGGUUUCCAAUUCGGAAUCAAGCCAAUAUCUAGCACCACGAGUGAAAGUAAAAAGGAUGAAACAGAUUCCAACACAAAAAUUACAGGCUUUAAAUUUGGUGUUACCCCAGCAUCUACAACUGUUGCGACAAAGGUAAGCGAAAAUUCAGUUGUUUCAUCCGCCCCAUCCGGUUUUGUAUUUGGCUCGAAGUCCUUGACAACAACAACAGCAACAACUAAGUCAAACACAGCAUUGUCUUCCGAUACCGCUGCUAGCACACCAAGUGUGAAAUUCACUUUGCCCCCCACUACCACCAACACAACUGUUAGUAAUAAUGACAAGCCAACGGGCGUGGCAGCACCUUCGUUUGGUUUCGGCACCAGUACAGCCUCUUCAACGACUGGAGGAUUUUCAUUUGGCACCAAAAUAGAGACCGUAAAGCCAACUGCAUCCGUCACAGAGGAAAAGAAAUCUUUAGAGAGUUUUGCAUUCAAAGCUCCAACAACAAUAUCGGCCACAUCUCCAAAAAGCUCAGGUUUUGUUUUUGGUUCAUCUACAAUCAAUAGUAGUUCAACAGCUGCAGCAACUACUGUCAGUAGCUCCAUUAACACUACGACAUCAACAUCAGCAACAACAACCACUUCUUCAACUAUAACAGCAGCUGUAAAGCCAAUGUUUACUUUUGGUUCGUCUUCAGCAACUACACCAGCUGCAAACACGCAAGCUACAACAGGUUUUGGUGGCUUUAAUUUUGGAAGUAAUUCAGCAAACAAUGCAACUGUGACAACAACGACAGCGAAUACGUUAUUUUCGGCUGUUACUUCCACGACUACCAUAUCUACAACAGCGAACGUAACAUCAACAACAUCCUUGUCAACAUCGUCAACGACAACUACUACACCUGCCUCAACAAAUAUAUUUGGUUCAUUUGGUGGAGGAGGGGGUUCAUCUAAUGCCUCUGCAACACCAAUAUUUGGUUCCUCUAUCAAUCCUCCUGCCAAUAAUAACUUAACUACUGUUAGUUCCUCAACCAAUAACUCAACCUCGGCAAAUACUCCACAAUUCGGAACAUUUGGAUCUAAAACCACAUCUAAUGUAUUUGGGUCGUUUGGCGGAGUUGGUGGAGCAGGUGGUAACAAUAAUACAUUGGUAAAGCCAAAAGAAACAAAACCAACACUACCAGUAUUUGGUAAUGUUGCACCAACCAGCACCUCUCAGUCAUCACAGUCAAAUUCAGGUGGUUUUGUGUUCGGUUCUAAUGCGAUGAACAAUUCUGCAGCAGCAACAACCGCUUCAGCAGGUUCAGUUACAAGUACUAGCACAACAUGGCCUAAAAACAGUUUUGUAUUUGGUUCAGCGGCAAGCGCAACACCGCCAACAAACUCUGCUGUUCCAGCCAACACAAGCGAAAAUAAAGAAGUUGCUAAACCUUCUGUAUUCGGUUCGUUUGGUUCAUCUAGCACUAAUACCACUAAUCAGCAGCAAACUUCGUCUAUUUUUGGGGUCCCCGCGACAGCUUCAAAUGCAGCAGCAUCGGGAUCAACAAACUCAAGUACAAAUCUAUUUGGCUCUAAUUCAGCACCAGCUGCCACCAGUAUAUUUGGAGCUAAUUCGAGUGGUAAUGCCGUAACACCGACCCCAGCAUUUGGUUCAUCGCCAUUCGGCGGUGCUGCUUCUUCGACAAGUGCAACACCAACCUUUGGAAGUACAGCAGCUUCGGGUCCCACUACAUUUGGUGGUUUUGGUGCAGCAACUAACAAUACUACAACAAACACCACUGAGGUUAAAAAACCAGAGGCUGCUUUUAAUUUUGGUGCAGCACCAGCAACACAAAAUACUAGUGGUGGUUUUAAUUUCGGUUCAUCAGCGUCUACAACAAAACCAGCAUUCAAUUUUGGUAGUACAACAACUACACAACAGCCUACGUUUAAUUUUACCGGAACAGCGGAGUCUCAAAAUUCAACGAAACCUUUUCAAUUUGGCGCAACUCCAUCGGCACCAGUUUUCAAUUUUAAUCGUGGUGCUUUAGAGGGCACGCCGAAUGCACCUUUCCAAUUUAAUGCAGGUGCCGCGCCUGUAACAAGUAAUAUAUUCGCGCCAGCGCCAACACCAGGAGCCCAAACAGCACAACAGGCAAAACGGAAAAUACGUGCACCGAUAAGGCGAGUAACACAACGGUAGAGAACAUUAUAAAAUCAAACGCUAAUAACAGCGUGGACCGAUCACAACAAAAUAAACAUGAACAGACAGGACUAUGCUUAAGACAGAACACAAUUAGCAGCCGUAUUAAUAACAAAGAGCUAAAACAUCAAUGCCAACAACAAAAACAACAACUAGACGACAUAAUCUUCAGCAAGACAUUAUUUAAUAAAGAAACAGACGACGCCUCAAGACGUGAUAGCAGCUGCAGCGGCUUAAAUACUGCAGAUGUUGCCAGCAACAGACAACAAUUGCAAACAAAUAGAUUUUCGAAAGAUAUAAGCCGUAAAACGCCAGAACAUCCCAUGAAUAGUUUAAAACAAAAGAAUAAAAUUCUUUUAAACAAAUACAAACUCAUUAGAAAGCCAUCAACAUUUGCAGCGACAUCAGCAUCCGCUGCGGCAAAGGGAAAAGAAGGCACUACAAAAGAGUUAAUAGUCCAUAGUGGUGGUGAGGGCGGUGGUGUUCCACAGCAAACAAAAGCUAAACGUGUAGUUAAAGUGAAAACUCCUGUGUCUCCGAUAAAAAUAAAUUAUUAUCGUAAAAUUAAUAACGCUUCAAUUAAUGAAACUCACAAAGGAACAGUAAAAAGAGAAGAAAAAAGUAUGCACAUUUUAAAAAAUAAGUCAAUGGCCUCGUCAGUAUCUGGUACUACUUCUCCAACACAAUCCAAUUGUUCGUCUGUUUUAUUUAAAAGUCCUCGACGUAAAGUCCAAAUGAUUGUAAGUGACAACACUUCGAAAGCAAAUAAAUUCCGGGAAACUAAAAGUCGUUAUUCUUUGGUGAUUAACAAACCUAAUACGUCUGUAUAUACAAAUCCUAAAAUUUCUUCGAAAGUAACUGCUACAUUUCUUAAAACUACUACCACUGAACAACCUUCAUCAUCAACAUAAUCUACGCAACAUGUUGCUGGCAACAAAGUCGUACUAUACAACACAUCUACAACUUAAUGACAACUUUAAAACGCUACAGAGUUUAUACAUAAAAUGUGACAACCAACAACAAGAACAAUAUAAUACAAAAUAAACAGAAGAUUUUUUAAAUAAAAUAAUUAAAACCCCUAGUAAUACAAAACAGAAAAUAAAAUAAUUUUUUAAGAUCUUAUCUACAAUUUCAAACUCAACUAGAACAGCAUCUCUUUAAAAACUAUAGAAGAGAGGAGAGAGAGAAGGUUUAAAUAAAGAAAGAACUACACAACAACAUGAUCAAUUCAAAAAGUAAUAAAAAAUCCUUUACAAAUUUCCCGAUCAUUAAAAAAAACGGGAAUGUUCUAAAGAAUUUCAUCAUGUGCCUCGGAUAGUUUUUCUUUUUUAUUCUUAACCAAAGCUUGUACUAAAUGUCAAGUUGUUAUUGUAUUUUUAUUAUUUUUUUAGUUCAUACUUCAUUUGUGUGUUUGUUUUUAGCUAAAUAUUUUUGGCCAUAAAACUAAAUUUCUUUUUAUUAGAUAUUCACACACAAAAAAUACAGAAAGAAGAAUUAAUAUAAAAUCAUAUAAUUCAAUUGUUUCUAUUUAAUUUGUUUAUUAUAAAAUUAAAAAACUUUAAUUUUUUCUAUUUUAUUAUUUAUUCGUUUAUAAUUAUAUGAUAAUUUAUAAUUUACCUUAUUCCGAUUUCUUUCUCUCCUCCCCCAACGCCUCCUUUUGCAUUUCGUACCAUUUGUUAUAUUGGCCAUGAGAUUAUGAAAUCCUUAAAAUCAUUUGUUUUCACUUUAAGUAAAUACAUAUAUUUUGUUAUAAAAAAACUUCUUUUUAUUAUUAAAAAAUAAAUUAAACAAAAAAUCUA